AGAUCCCUCUACCUCGCUCAUCGCAAUCGCAAACCACAUAUCACCACCUCCAGAAUCAACAAAAAGAUCCUGGACCAGGAUAGACGCCAGAUUGUCGACAGAGCUGCAAUAGUUCUUGCUCUGUGAGGCGACCCGAGAAUUCAUCUCAGCGGCCUGUCUACCAACCACAUUUUGCUGAGACUUUCUCUAUACCCUCAUCUCUCGACACGGCACGACCUCAACAAGCUCGCCAGCAAACCCCGAGUCAGCUAUUACGCAGCUUAUUGAACAUAGAUCUCGUUACUUAGGCGUUAUUCCUGUCCUCAUAUCCUAAAGUGUUGUCAUACCCCGUUUGGUCGGUAGACAGACAAGACACAACACCAACACCAAACACAACUCCAAAACCAGCCUCCCACUAUCGUCAUGAGUGGCUCCACGUCGGACGAGGUGAUAUGGCAGAUAAUUGGCCAAUCCUUCUGCGCUUUUAAGAUCAAAACAAGCAAAGCUCAGACAUUUUGCCGUAAUGAGUACAAUGUUACAGGCCUCUGUAACCGUCAAUCAUGUCCUCUCGCAAACGCGCGAUACGCUACGGUCAGGGAAGACGCUGGCAAGCUUUUCUUGCUGGUCAAAACGCCAGAAAGGAGCCACCUCCCAAGCAAACUUUGGCAACGUUACAAACUACCGAACAACUACUCCAAGGCUUUGUCUACUAUAGACGAGAAGCUUAUAUAUUGGCCCAGUUUUCUCAUUCACAAGUGCAAACAACGUCUCACCCGCUUGACACAAGUUCAAACUCGCAUGCGCCGUAUUGCCGCCGAGGAGGAACGCUUGGGUGAAAAGCUUGUACCUAAGAUGGCGCCCAAGAUCAGACACCGUGAGCAGGCUCGCGAGCGCAAGGCCGAGGCUGCUGCUAAGCUGGAACGAACCAUUGAGCGCGAGCUUGUUGAGCGUCUUCGACAGGGUGCUUACGGUGACCAGCCCCUCAAUGUCAGCGAGACCAUCUGGAAGAAGGUUCUCAACGCCAUGGAGCGUGAUGGCGAGGGCCACCGUGACAAGGACAUGGACAAGGGUCUUGACGAGAACGGCGAGGAGGUCGAAUGGAGUGAGGAGGAAGACGACAACCUGGAGAACCAGGUUGAGUACGUUUCUGACAUUGAAGAGAGUGAGGAGGAGCUCGGCGACCUUGAGGACUGGCUCGACAGCGACAACGACGAGGAGGAUGAAGAUGAGGACGGUGAUGACAGCGAAGAGUCCGAGACCGAGAAGUCUGGCAAUAAGCGAAAGCGUGGACGUGCUAUCAAGAUGAAGAACAAGAAGCCCAGACAGGAGGAGAAGGAGAAGCUGAUGCUCACCAACGAUCUCACGUGGUAAUUGACGGCCUCAAGAAUCAAGCCUCGGCGUUUGAGGAGUUAGCUUUUUGGAAGGUGGAAAAAGGGGUUACGAAGGGUGAAAAUGCAUACAUCAAUGUGUUCCUCUAUCUGAGGAUAUUCACAGCAAUAUGCUUCAUUUUUUCUGAGCUUACUUGCUUGGUAAUGCACGGAUACCAAAUAGACUGUCGCUGUUUUUAUUUUAAUUCGAAUUUGUUUUAUUUGAAUGUUUGCUCUUACACGUAGAUGCGUCCUAUCAUAAUGAGAGGCUCUGUUGAGACAAGCUUCAUGCAGACUUUGCUCCACUCUCAAGUCCUACCCGCUUACCUUGCAAUGCCC
Molecule: messenger RNA, 1685 nt
Organism: Fusarium redolens
Lineage: Eukaryota; Fungi; Ascomycota; Sordariomycetes; Hypocreales; Nectriaceae
Product: ribosomal L28e protein family-domain-containing protein
Exons: 3
Coding region: 403-1350 (315 amino acids)
Biological process (GO): maturation of LSU-rRNA; maturation of 5.8S rRNA
Cellular component (GO): nucleolus; preribosome, large subunit precursor
Source: RefSeq, a predicted model, not a curated record